AAAAAAGUUGCAUAAUUUUAUUUCACAAACCAUAGACAGUUUGCAAUAUACCUUUAUUCCUGUAAUCAAUAAAUGCAUGUGUAGGGUAUCAAGGCCAAGCAGACUAAAAUUACAUUACUUGGCUACUAGUGUCUACUAAUAAAUAAAUCUUUCUCCCACGGUUGGAGGUUAGAAGUGUACGGUGCUCUACAGUGAUAAAUUCGAUUUCUAUAUAUACAUAUAAAAAAGGCUUAUUUUUUGGUUUCCAGGGGUACAUAUUGGUUUCUUAUAUUUCUUAAAUUCAUUUACAGUUCCAUAAUGUCUAAAGAUUCAAGCUUUCGUGCCACAAAAAACUUUCACCUUCAAUUUUUAACUGUGAACUCGCGAGAUACUUCAGUUAUUCCUUGCGUUCAUCUAUUCUUUGAUUCUAAACGAUAUAUAUUUGGAAGUAUUGGAGAAGGAUGCCAAAGAGCCAUUCUAUCCCAGCAAUUGAAGCUCUCAAAAAUAAAGGAUGUAUUUUUAUGUCAUGGGGGCCGUAUCCUUUCAGAAUCUCCUUCUUCUGUAUCCCCUUUAUCGAUUUCUUCAGUUUCAAGUCCUUCACCUUUAACGCAUUCAGAGACUAAUUCACAAGUUGACUGGUGGGAUUCUUGUGGUGGCCUAAUAGGCUUUCUAUUGUCCAUGAAUGAUGCGUGCGAUCUUCCUCAAGGUGAAAACCCUUUCACUCUUCAUGGUCCAAGCGAAAUACACUAUUAUAUGUCUUGUAUGCGUCACUUUACUUACCAUACUAAUGUGGAUUUAACUAUUCAAGGAUAUUCUUCCUCUGAAGCACCUGAAUACGUCGAUGAAAAUAUUCGUGUAACGCCCGUUGUAAUUUCUCUACCGUCAAGCGGAAGGAAAAGAAAAUACUCUGAUAGUCCUGCUUUAUCCAGUAACGAAAAUACUUCUGCGACGUCCGAUUCUACGCCUCACUGGUUUACACAUUCUUCGAACGAAACAGCCUUCGUGGUCGAUAACGCAUUGUAUAAUACACCUCCCCCAUUGGAAGAACAGAGUCCGCAGAUAUUUAUCUCUUAUAUCGUGCAAUCCCAUCCUUCUCCUGGAAAGUUUGAUGCCAAGAAAGCAAAGUCGUUAGGGAUCACUAAAGGUGUCGAUUGUGGAAAAUUAGCUAAAGGUGAAUCAGUAACUCUAGAUAAUGGCUCAACUGUUUAUCCCGAUGAUGUUAUAGGUCCUCCUAUCCCAGGAUCGACUUUCUUCUUUAUACAUUGUACACAUGAAUCUUUAAUUGACACUCUAAUUCAACAGCCUCAAUGGUCAACUGCUCCAGAGCCAGUUUGUAUAAUACAUUCGGUAACAGAUGCAGUUUUCAACAAUCAAAGAUACAAACAUUGGGUUUCUUCAUUAUCUAACAAAGCUUCCAAUAUCUUGUCACCCACAAGUGAGUUAGAAACUGUUAAUUAUACGAGAAGCGCAUCUGCAAUCACAGCUUUGAACAUGCUUGAUGAAAACACAUUUCCGCUUGGUAAAAACUGUUAUCAAGAAAGCCUGGAUAGUUUAAAAAGAGAUGGGUAUGUUAUCGCAUGUCCAAAGAUGAAAUUUAUGUUUGGAAAGAAACCCGGGAUAGAGUACCCUGAAGCUGGAAUGGAUGUGUCACAGCUCCGCAACAACAUUUCUGAAGAAAAACCAGAUUAUAAGGAAUUAUUUAACAAGUCCAGACUGUUGAAUGAAUCACUCAGUCUUCCAAAUGACUUUGCAGGCUCCGAAAUUGAGUUUUGUACGUUGGGCACUGGUUCCGCAAUGCCAUCAUUAUACAGGAACGUCUCUUCUAAUUUUAUCAAAAUUCCCAAAAGGGCAACAGAGCGGGAAGAUUUUAUUGAGAGUAAACGUUUAACAAACAAUAUUUUACUUGACUGUGGUGAAGGUACUCUUGGAAGAUUAGCUAGACAAUAUGGUGACAGUCUAAAUGAUGAGAUCUCAUUAUUGAGAUGGAUUUAUAUAUCUCAUAUGCAUGCGGAUCAUCACGCUGGUGUGAUUGGAGUUUUGAAGCUGUGGUUUUCGAUAUCAACCACUUCUUCUAAGUUAUUUAUAUGUGCACCUCCUCAAUUUGAGUCAUGGUUAAAAGAUUAUUCCAAACUAGAUAAGCUAGACCUGUCCAGAAUAGUCUUCCUUUCCAACAGCGCUGUUCGACGAGAUAGAACUUUAACUGAUGAAGAUUUAAUUAAGUAUCGAUUGCUUUUGCAGGAACUCGAUCUCACUUCCUUUGAAACUGUAGCAGCAGUCCAUUGUCCUUUUUCGUAUUGCAUGCAGUUUACCGGUAAUGAAGGAUGGAAAAUCGCUUACUCAGGAGAUACCAGACCAUCGGAAGAAUUUAUCGAAAUAGGAAAAGAUGCUACUGUUGUUAUUCACGAAGCUACAUUAGAAGAUUCGAUGCAAGAAAUAGCCGUACGGAAACAACAUUCUACCUAUAGUGAAGCUUUAAGAGUAGGUCAACUUAUGAAUGCAAGAAGCAUCAUUUUGACACAUUUUAGCCAAAGAUAUCCGAAGCUACCUGAGGUGAAUCUCAGCGAUCAACAACUGAACGUCGCCUUGGCAUUUGAUGGCAUGUGUCUUAAAUCGUAUGAAAUUCCAAAAUUCAAGAAUUACAUAGAACCUUUGGCACAUCUAUUUGCUGAUGAUGACUGUCAUUGACAGUUGAAACGGUAAAAUAAAUAUCAUGAAGGUUCGAGGGUUACGAGAAACAAACGUCUAUAUAAACGACCUAAAUCUAAAAAAGUUUAAUUCCAUCAUUGUUUUAUCCUUACUCU
Schizosaccharomyces octosporus yFS286 is the source of this 2780-nucleotide messenger RNA. RefSeq names its product 3'-tRNA processing endonuclease Trz2. The record is from RefSeq and is a predicted model, not a curated record. Lineage: Eukaryota; Fungi; Ascomycota; Schizosaccharomycetes; Schizosaccharomycetales; Schizosaccharomycetaceae. Gene Ontology annotation, molecular function: 3'-tRNA processing endoribonuclease activity. The transcript is spliced from 2 exons. Gene Ontology annotation, biological process: tRNA processing. The coding region runs from base 298 to 2664 and encodes 788 amino acids.